This is a messenger RNA of Symbiodinium natans, 1743 nucleotides long. Lineage: Eukaryota; Dinophyceae; Suessiales; Symbiodiniaceae. The record is from the annotation of a GenBank genome assembly.
AUGGUCUCCGUGGCUGUCUUCUUGGCAGGGACCAUGGUGUUCUUCGCCUGGAUCGCGGUGACAGUCUUCAAAGACCUCGACCAUGGGAACGAGGGCUUUACGUCCCUCAAAGAAUCGAUGAACUCGAUGUUCAUCGCUGGAGUGUCAGACGAGUUUGUCAGCGUGUUUCUCAAGUCCUACACGGCCUAUCGCUACGUGGGCAUUUUGUGGCUGAUCUUCCUCGUGAUCGCCCAUGUGCUGCUCCUCAGUUUAGUUCUCGACACGCUCUGUGCGGCUUACAUGUCCUACUCUGAGCAGCGCACGGAGGAAGUAGCGGAGCAGCGCAUCAAGGGGAUGUGGAAGGCCUUCACCACACUUGUGGAGGCCACCGGCAGCAAAAACCAAGAGGUUUCGGAGAAGUACUUCUUCCUCUUCUUGGAGGAGAUUAGCAAGUCCCCGCGAUCUGUGGGCAUUUCUCCCGAUGAGGCACAGAUCAUGUGGGAGGCGAUCGAUCGUGACAAGUCCGGGAGCAUUGAGCGUGAGGAGUUCAUCGGCGUGGUUGGCCUGAUCCAAUACGACUUCUGGACGACCAGGAAGGACUCCUACAUCAAGGACUACUUCCCGAAUCUCUGGAACAGCUCAGGAUAUCGGAAGUUCCGGGCCUUUGUGGACUCCAGCGAGGACCUGGAGCUGUCUGUAAUUACCCUGGAGAGGGCGAUGACCUUGGUCCUGUUGGUGAAUCUCAUCCUUGUGGUCUUAGAGAGCUACUACGACCUCAACAAGUGGGAUGAGCCGCCAUGGAUGGACUCCCUCGAGCUGGCCUUCUCCUUCGUGUACCUAGGCGAAGUGUCCUUGAAGCUUGCCGUGUACUCCUUUGCGGAGUACUGGUCGACGAUCUCAAACCAGUUCGACUUCUUUACCACGAUGCUGCUUCUGGUCACGGCGAUCGCCGAGAGGCUCUUCGCCAGUGGCAUUGCGACCUACGCCAACAUGCUUCGACUGCUGAGGCUGCUUCGUGUGGUGAAGAACUUAAAGAACCUCGAGUCGGUGCAGUUCAUGAUCGACACUGUAUCCAAGCUGGUGGCGGCGUCGAAGGACAUGAUCACGUUGCUGGGCGUGGUGGUCUUCUUCUUCUGCUGUGCAUCGGUUCAGGCCUUUGGUGGGGACCUCUACGAAAACAACAAGAACCUGGAGGGCAGCGAGUACCUGGAGAAGCACAUGCUGGUGCUCAACUUCAACGACGUGCCCUGUGCCUUCGGGGUCUGGUUCGUGAUGCUCCUGUGCGAGUACGAGCCGAACUUUCCCGAGGCCGUGUCGCGGACAUCUUCGGUGCCCUUCAGCUGGAUCAUGUUCCCAGUCUUCUACGUGUGCGGCGUCAGCAUCGUCUUUGAGUUGGUCAAGGCCUUCACCAUCGAAGUUUUCAUGUCCCUGAAGCAGCGCUGGAAUCAAAUGAAGCUAAAGAAUGAGGGCAUGCAUGGCAGCGCCACGGAAGACCUGGGCCUGGACAUGGACUCCUUUACCAAGGCUUUCGAGGAGAGGGGUGAAGUGCUUCACUAUCGGGUGCAAGGCCAUCCGUCGCAGAUGGCGAUGGUCAAGGAGGCGCAAGAGCGGAUGAUCCAAGGGCACGGCCACGGAGACACUCCUCAGCACGGCCACGGCGACUCCCCUCACAAGCAUGGCCAUGGAGAGUCUCCUCCUCACUCUCAUGGCCAUGGCCACGGGGAGACUCCUCGCCACCAAAGCAAAGAGAAGCAUGGCCCAUGA